Messenger RNA from Debaryomyces tyrocola, 935 nucleotides. NCBI's taxonomy places the organism in Eukaryota, Fungi, Ascomycota, Pichiomycetes, Serinales, Debaryomycetaceae. The record is from the annotation of a GenBank genome assembly.
UAUCACCAAAACUAGAUCAAAAUGAGCCAAAUUGUAUGUUAUAAGUGAUUUAAAGGAUACAAGAUGCAGUGUAUGGAUGAAACAUGAAUGUAUAUGGGUCUGGGCAAGUGGGAUGUUCGAAUAUCGAUGGCCGAAAAAUUUUUCAAUGAUGGAAAAAUAGUCAGACGAGACGUCUAUCGACGAAGAUAUGCCAGACAGUGUGAUGUGGGAGGAAUGAGACCACAUAGACGAAGUAGGACACCCACCAACGGAAUAACAGAGAAAAUAUGACCAAAAGUUGAAAAUGGUUCAUAAUCGUAGAACCGGGACAUAAGUGGUGGUAGGACAACACCAGUACUACCAGACCCAUAAAUAUGUCAUGAAGACCAUACACUCAAAUGUGCCGAAAAUAUGGACAUUUUACUAACAAAUUAUAGGCUCCAAAGUGGUACCAAUCUGAAGACGCUCCAGUCGCAAGACAAACCAGAAAGACUUCUCGUCCACAAAAGUUACGUGCCUCGUUAGUUCCAGGUACCGUCUUGAUUUUGUUGGCCGGUAGAUUCAGAGGUAAGAGAGUUGUUUACUUAAAGAACUUAGAAGACAACACCUUAUUGGUUUCCGGUCCAUUCAAGGUCAACGGUGUUCCAUUAAGAAGAGUUAACUCUCGUUACGUCAUUGCCACCUCCACCAAGGUUAACGUUGAAGGUGUUGAUGUUUCCAAGUUCAACGUUGAAUACUUUGCUAGAGAAAAGGUUCCAAGAUCCAAGAAGUCUGAAGCUGAAUUCUUCAACGAAGCUCAACCAAAGAAAGAAAUCAAGGCUGAAAGAGUUGCUGACCAAAAGUCUGUCGAUGCCUCUUUAUUAUCUGAAAUCAAGAAAACUCCAUUAUUAAAGCAAUACUUAUCUGCUUCUUUCUCCUUAAAGAGCGGUGACAAACCACAUUUAUUAAAGUUCUAA